AUUGAUGAUGAUCAAAAUUCUCAAAUUCAUCGAUUAAAUUGAUUGAUCGCUAAUCAAACUUAAUGAGAAAAGUUUUGAUGUUUUUUUAGUACAAAAACACGCAUCGAAUCCUUGUUCUUACCUCAAGCAACAACAACAACAACAUAAAGAAAAAAAAUGAUUUCAAAAAUUCUUUUCGCAUUAUCGUUCAUCAUAACAAUUGUUCAUGGCCAUCUAUUGAUUGAAUCAAAUAAUCCAAAUGAUUUCCGUUGGUCAGAUUGUGGUGGCCAAAUUAUUCGUUUUAAUAAAUUGGAUUUCGAACCAAAACCAUUAGUGCUAUCGGAAACAAAAGAAUUAUAUCUUACUGGUGAUAUUUCAAUAAACGAAGAUUUACCAUUGGAUGCCGAAAUGACAAUCGUUGUGAAUAAAACAUUAAACUAUGAUAACGAUCCAUAUAAUAUUACAUUGCCCUGUAUUGAUGGAACUUUUGGAUCAUGUACAUUGAAAGUUUGUGAUUCAUUCAAAACCUGGUACAAUGAUUUGUUUUGUCCAUUUUUUCAAAACAUUGGUCGACCUUGUAGCUGUCCAAUUCAGGCCGGUAGAGUUACAUUGAAUCAUGGCCGUGUAACUGUUCCUUUUGAACAAUUUAAAGGUUUUCUUGCACAAAUGGCAUCGGGUGAUUACAAUGCAAAAUUCAUCAUCAAUAAUCCAGGCCAUUUUGGACCUGGUGACAAUUUGCUUGCCUGUUUAAUGUUACAUGCACGAUUAGUGGAAAAACCAAACCAACAGCCAUGAAAAUUGAUUGAAAAAAAAACUUUUCGCUUUUGACAACAACGAAAAAAGAAAAAUUUUUUCAUAAAUAAAAACAA
Messenger RNA from Dermatophagoides farinae (American house dust mite), 848 nucleotides. Lineage: Eukaryota; Metazoa; Arthropoda; Arachnida; Sarcoptiformes; Pyroglyphidae. The record is from RefSeq and is a predicted model, not a curated record.